AUGUCCCGAGACCACAACCACCCCUCCGUGCACCCUACAGCAACUUCAAAUGUGAGGAUUGCCCUCAAUUUCAAGCCAAUGUGGCAUCCAUUCGAGACUAACCGUUCCCAGUCACCUACAUCAGCCACAAAUGGCAUCAAGCCAGCGAGCUCAGGUUCAUCAGCUAACAGCACCGGCACUGUAACUGUCGCCGUCGUCGUGGGUCUUCUCCUAUUGACGAUCAUCGUUUACAUCACUAUUACGGAAUACCGCAAGAUGAAUACAACAGAAGGCUUGAGGGUUAGGACGAAGGAAGGCAAAGAGCGGGCAUUGGUAGCAAACGGUUCGAGGGAGUCAUUUGAGAGUUUUGAAUCAGAGUUGAAAGAAACUGCACCUGCGGUAAUAGUUUUCUCCCGCAUAGCUUCCUAG
Molecule: messenger RNA, 408 nt
Organism: Colletotrichum costaricense
Lineage: Eukaryota; Fungi; Ascomycota; Sordariomycetes; Glomerellales; Glomerellaceae
Exons: 1
Coding region: 1-408 (135 amino acids)
Source: RefSeq, a predicted model, not a curated record